Triticum aestivum (bread wheat) is the source of this 2014-nucleotide messenger RNA. Its product is annotated as probable protein phosphatase 2C 21. The transcript is spliced from 11 exons. Gene Ontology annotation, biological process: protein dephosphorylation. Bases 683 to 1855 code for a protein of 390 amino acids. NCBI's taxonomy places the organism in Eukaryota, Viridiplantae, Streptophyta, Magnoliopsida, Poales, Poaceae. The record is from RefSeq and is a predicted model, not a curated record. Gene Ontology annotation, molecular function: cation binding; protein serine/threonine phosphatase activity.
CCGUCAGAAACGAGCCCCGUGACUGCUCGACUUCUCCGGCGAGCCACACGGUGCUCGGGGCUUCCGGCGGACGACGAGGGGGAGCGCCGCGAGCGGGAGGCUACGGCGUACGCGGGCGGGAUAGCCGCCGGAGCAGAGGGCAAAGGAGUGGCAUCAACCGGCGGCGACGGCGAGCGCGGGGAUCCGGGGAGGCCGAUGUAGCUCAGCUCGUCUGGCCUCCGCCACUCGGGCAUUCCCCGGAGCGCGGCGGCCACCGACCAACGGAGGAAGCGCGCCGUCGCCGGCCGGCGGCGAGGGGCGCAUGGCGGAACGGCGGCGGAGGAGGCAGGGGCACUUCCUCCACGCGCGCCGUACUCCGCACGGCAACAGGGCAGGUGAGCGCCCGCCCGCGCGGCGCGUGUGGGCCCCACCCUCUGUGGCUCGUCGAGCGGGCCCGGUGGCACGCGCCUGGGCCGUUGGAUCGGCCACAGCUGGCACGGGCGGCGAUCCAACGGCUCAGGACGCUCGCACGCGCGCGACGGGGGCGAAGGGAAGGAAAGGGAAGGAGACGACGGAGGCCGCGGGUGCUUUAUUUGCUGCGCCUGCGCCUGCGCCCGCCUGCAAACUCUGCUCUUCUCUGCUGCACAACCGCCCCGCUUUUGAUCCUCCGUAGCGAAGGAAGGAAAGGAAAGCAAACCCAGCAAUGGGUGAUGCAACAACCAAGUGUUCUGCUGGAGAAGAGAAUGACAGAAUCAAGUAUGCUAUGUCAUCUAUGAAAGGAUUUCGUGAUGAAAUGGAAGAUGCUCUCACAGCUGUCCUAGAUCUAGAUGGUUACAGUUCCACAUCAUUCUUUGGUGUUUAUGAUGGCCAUGGAGGAGCUGAUGUAGCAUUGUAUUGUUCAAGGCAAUUUCAUAUUGAGCUCACCAAGGAACCAGACUAUGGCAACAAUCUGCGUACCGCACUGGAGCAUGUGUAUUUCAGAAUUGAUAAGAAGUUGAAACGAUCGGAUGAAUGGAAAAGGGAGCCAGCUCAUCCUCCUGUUAAUAGAACUUGGAAAAACUUGCUCAGGGCUGCUCUUUGUGAUCCUAAGGAACGUUAUGUUCCCCCCCUACAGGAAGGAACCACAGCAUGUGUGGCUCUCAUUAGAGGUAACCAGAUUAUUGUUGGAAAUAUUGGUGAUUCCCGUUGUGUACUCUCAAGGAAUGGUCAGGCAAAUGAUCUAUCCACCGAUCACAAGCCAGACCACCAACAGGAAAGGGCGAGAAUUGAAAGGGCAGGAGGUCAAGUAACCAGGGAUGAGAACCCUCAGAGAGAUAUCACAGGACGACUAGUUAGUAUGGACUUGGGCAUCCAUCGCAUCGGGGGGAAAUUAGCCAUAUCCAGAGCGAUUGGUGAUUUUCAAUACAAGCAGAACAAAACUUUGUCUCCUGCAGAACAAAUUGUGACAUGUAGUCCGGACAUUCGCACUGUGGACAUAACUGAUGACACUGAAUUUCUUAUUAUAGCAAGUGACGGUAUCUGGGACGUCAAGUCAAGUCAAGAGGCGGUCGAUUUUGUAAGGCAGCGUUUGCAAUCCGGGGAGACAAAUCUGCGUGCCAUUUGUGAGAGACUUCUUGAUUCAUGCCUGGGCCGGAGAAUGAGUGACAAUAUGAGCGUGAUAGUGGUUGAGUUCAAGGCGGGCGCCCGCGCCAACCCCACUGCCACUGCUGAAGCCAGGGCUGACGAAAUCGAGGUCAACAUCGAAGUGGGGCAGUCCAGCAGCGCAAAUGUGGAAGGGGGGCAGCCCAGCAACGGAAAUGAUGACGACGACGGCUCUGUCAACGGCUGCAUAGGAUGCUUCGGCCGCUUGGAUAUGUUUGAGGCCGGCGAGGACUGAUGGGUGAGCUGUGCACUUACAGUUUUGAAUUUUUGAUCAAGAAGUGAAAGGUGAUCCUGAGCUGGGAUGGUUUACAGUGCUAUUUUUGCUCUUUGUCGGAGACAGAAUUCGUGUAGGAUGAUAUGGUACCACUCUUAGGGUCUGAGCUGGGAUGGUUUA